CGGUCCCGGCUCAGGUGGUGCGGUCCGGUCUGGAGCAGGAAGUGGGAAGCAGGAAGACUGCGGCCGGGAGCGCUCACGAUCUCUCUUCAUAAUCAUAACUAUUAUUACAUUCUCUGCGAGCCUUAUUCGUUAAACAGCACGUGCAUUAAGGAGACCGUCGAAGUACACCGUCAUGUGGAAGGCAGCUGCAGGUCAGUCCGUCUCUGUUGCAGUGGAUGAUGGAGGAGAUGAUUGGGAAACAGACCCGGACUUUGAGAAUGAUGUUUCCGAGAAGGAGCAGCGCUGGGGUGCCAAGACUGUGGCCGGCUCUGGACAUCAGGAGCACAUCAAUAUUCAUAAGCUGCGUGAGAGAGUGUCGUCUGAACACAGUGAGCUGAAGCAGAAGGAGCUGGAGCACAUGCCCAAAGCGUCUCACGGUUACGGAGGAAAGUUUGGACUGCAGCAGGACCGCAUGGACAAGUCUGCCGUGGGACACGAGUAUCAGAGCAAGCUGUCCAAACACUGCUCCCAGACGGACACCUCCAAGGGUUUCGGAGGUAAAUUCGGCGUGGAAGCUGACCGUGUUGACCAGUCUGCCGUGGGCUUCGAGUAUGCCGGGAAAACCGAAAAACACGCCUCGCAGAAAGACUACGCCACCGGGUUUGGGGGCCGCUACGGCGUGCAGGAGGAUCGCGUGGACCAGAGCGCUGUCGGCUUCGAUUAUCAGGGGAAAACAGAAAAGCACGAGUCACAGAAAGAUUACACCAAAGGCUUUGGUGGCAAAUUUGGAGUGGAGACGGAUAAAGUGGACAAGAGCGCCAUGGGCUUCGAGUACCAGGGAAAGACUGAGAAACACGAGUCUCAGAAAGACUAUGUAAGGGGCUUCGGAGGGAAGUUUGGCGUUCAGACGGACCGUCAGGAUAAGUCUGCGGUGGGAUGGGAUCAUCAGGAGAAACUGCAGCUGCACGAGUCACAGAAAGACUACGCCACCGGGUUUGGGGGCCGCUACGGCGUGCAGGAGGAUCGCGUGGACCAGAGCGCUGUCGGCUUCGAUUAUCAGGGGAAAACAGAAAAGCACGAGUCACAGAAAGAUUACACCAAAGGCUUUGGUGGCAAAUUUGGAGUGGAGACGGAUAAAGUGGACAAGAGCGCCAUGGGCUUCGAGUACCAGGGAAAGACUGAGAAACACGAGUCUCAGAAAGACUAUGUAAGGGGCUUCGGAGGGAAGUUUGGCGUUCAGACGGACCGUCAGGAUAAGUCUGCGGUGGGAUGGGAUCAUCAGGAGAAACUGCAGCUGCACGAGUCACAGAAAGAUUAUGCCAAAGGAUUUGGAGGGAAGUAUGGUGUGCAGAAAGACCGAAUGGACAAGAGCGCCGGCAGGUUUGAGGAGGUGGAGAAGCCGAGCACGGCGUAUCAGAAGACCCGUCCUGUGGAAGCAGCUGGCAGCGGCGCUGGAAGUAUUAAAGCUCGCUUUGAGAACAUUGCGAAGCAGAAGGAGGAGGAGGACCGGAGGAGAGCCGAAGAGGAGCGUGCUAGACGACAGGCCAAGGAGAAGCAGGAGCAGGAGGAGGCGCGCACAAAGCAGAAGGUGUUUUUCUGUCGGUCAACACACGCCUGUCUGUUUGCUGAGAAACAAUAUGAUAUUACUGGAGUUGGCUAUCCCGCUGGAGCAGCAAGGGUUACCUGGUGCAGCUUUAUGCAGGUGUGUGCUCUCAGUGCUUCGGUGACGUGUGUGUGUGUGUGUGUGUGUGUGUGUGUGUGUGUUUCAGGGGCUCAGUCGUACGAGUUUGGAGAGGAUCUCGGCGUGACUGCCGUGGCUCUGUACGACUAUCAGGCUGGUGAGUGAACAAUCUGAGGAGUUUGACUUUAC
Molecule: messenger RNA, 1849 nt
Organism: Sinocyclocheilus grahami
Lineage: Eukaryota; Metazoa; Chordata; Actinopteri; Cypriniformes; Cyprinidae
Product: src substrate cortactin-like
Exons: 16
Coding region: 173-1825 (550 amino acids)
Biological process (GO): cell migration; regulation of actin filament polymerization
Cellular component (GO): cortical actin cytoskeleton; plasma membrane; actin filament
Molecular function (GO): actin filament binding
Source: RefSeq, a predicted model, not a curated record